Molecule: messenger RNA, 807 nt
Organism: Purpureocillium takamizusanense
Lineage: Eukaryota; Fungi; Ascomycota; Sordariomycetes; Hypocreales; Ophiocordycipitaceae
Exons: 1
Coding region: 1-807 (268 amino acids)
Source: RefSeq, a predicted model, not a curated record
AUGGCCAAGCUCGGCCCUCUGGGAGAUAUUGGGAGGAAAUGGAGCUGGGCCCCCAAGGAUGACAGUCUGCAGCGACCCGAUGAUGAUGAGCAAGAUAGGGCUCACAUCCCCAUCCGAAGAGACAAUCACGCCGGCGAUGACACCACGUCUGACUCGGUUGUCUCCUCUACUGCCGGGCGUCGCCUAUCCAAGACACGCCGACACAUCGAGGCGAGGAAGGAGGUACGGCGCCAGAGAAGAAACCUGAAAGAGAGUGGAGAUUAUCUCGGAGUGCAGGGUGUCAAUCCAGAGACAGGCCAGUUGGAUGUUUUGACUCCGACAGAGAGCGACAGGAGCAGCACCAGCCAGGACACAUUGCAGAAGCUCAACAUCCUGCGCAACACAUUCAGGAGUAGCCGUCACUCAUACAGGACACCCGUAUCCCAGGGCAAUAAAGAGGUGGAACAAGGCUCCCUCGGAGGACAGAAGAACAAGCUGCGUGGUCUUGAAGGGAGCCCAAAUGAGCUCAAGGAUGCCAGUAGAACCGUCAGAUGGAGAAGACAUACAAAGCAGUGGUCUUCGGCACAGGAACCGGACCUGAGUCCCAUUGUUCAGUCUCAAGUGAGCAGCAUCGACAGCGCCGGUAAGUCAAGGCUGGGCGUGAGCGUUGCUGAUAUCGCUCUAACCCUGCUAUCCAGACCGGCGGUCCCGGUGCAUCGACACUAUCCACGGUGCAGAUUACAAUACUACCAGGCUCAUAGACUUGGCAUAUCCCACGCAAAGUGCACGUUUGGGUACUCAAGAGGGCUUGGGACAGGCAAUCAAUGA